Messenger RNA from Knipowitschia caucasica, 513 nucleotides. NCBI's taxonomy places the organism in Eukaryota, Metazoa, Chordata, Actinopteri, Gobiiformes, Gobiidae. The record is from the annotation of a GenBank genome assembly.
AUGUUGGCUUCCUCUGUGUGCGAGCUCUCCACAAAACCCCAAACUGACUGCGAUCUGGAUUCUAUCAUCAAAUCUGUGCGUGUGCGCGCCCCCGUGGCUCCAAACCCACAGAAACCAACAGAAAUCCAGAGAAAUCUUUUAUUUUGCCCAGAGACGUCACCUCACCAUCGCUCCGCCGCGGCCCGAGAGCUAAACCGCAGCUUCCGCCGCGAGAGUCGGACAUUGUUCGGUAGAAAGAGCCAUAUUCAGGAACAGGAGCUGGUGUCGCAGGUUCGAUUCCCCCGCUGGGCCGACGCAACGCGACCAGUGGUGGUAUGUGCGAGGCUAGAGCUCGGGUUUAGGAGCCAUCUUGCAUCAAAAUCCACAGAGGAAAUGGAAAAGCGCUGCAGAAACCCCCGCUUGUGCCUCGAUCGGAGCUUUACGAGGAUCAAAGGCACCGCUGCGUACGUGCGUCCAUUCUCAGAGCGAGCGUCAGUCCUGGUCCGGGCUGGAAGGGGGCGCGACCCGGGCUGA